AUGCAGGUGAAAGAGCGGGCAGAUGAAACCAUCAGGCUGAAGAACUCUCUGUUUGUUGUGCUAACUUCGCUGGCGAUCUCCAUUUGCUAUGCCGAUCGUGCAAACAUUGCUGAUGCUAUUUUACCCAUGUCAGCGGAGCUAGGCUUCGCAAGAAGCGUAGAGGGGAUUGUCUUAUCCUCGUUCUUCAUAGGAUAUGCAUCCACGCAGAUUGCUGGUGGUUGGCUGUCCGACAAAUUCGGAGGAAAGAACGUGCUGUCUGUCGCUGUCUUCCUCUGGUCAGUCGCCACAGUCUUCACUCCCGUGUUCGCUCGAUCGGGCCUGUACAACUUGAUUCUGAUCCGCAUCCUCAUGGGCGUGGGAGAGGGUCCGGCGUUUCCUGCGAUCCAUUCGAUGAUUUCGAGGACGAUACCGAACGAGCGGAAAACCACAGUCGUCGCUAUCGUCACUGCCGCGAGCUACGUCGGAUCCCUCCUUGCAUUCGCUGUUUGCCCGGCGAUCAUGGCUUCCUCCUCCUGGGACAGCGUCUUCUACAGCUUUGGUAGUCUGGGACUUGUCUGGCUUCCACUCUGGUUUUUGUAUACAAGGUUUUUCCCUUCCCUUGACAAGUCAACAGUCGCAAUUACAGACGUUUCAGGCAAUACUGCACCAGGAAACAAUGUCUUGGAGCUAACAAGAUCACUUCUGUUCAAGAAAGAAGUCUGGGCGAUCAUCGUAGCACAAUACACUCAGAGCUGGGGGCUGUAUGGAGUGAUGAACUGGCUUCCAGCAUACAUUAACGAAGAGUUUCAUGUCAAGGUGGAAGACUUAGCAGGAUUCACUGUCCUUCCCUACCUGCUGCAGGGAGGAGUUGGACUGGUCUCUGGAGUGAUAGCAGAUAGCCUUAUCAGCAAGGGGAUUCGAGUCAAAGUUGUCAGACAGGCGAUGCAAGGGAUCGGCAUGCUUGGUCCUGGCCUCCUCCUGUGCUUUGCGGCAGGCUCGCAUUCUGCUCAGGUCCAGCAGGAGGCGACUCUCUUCCUUGCAGGCGGCCUGGGGCUCUCAGCUCUGACGUUGGGGGGAGUGUCUGCCAACCAUCUUGACAUCGCCAAGAAGAACAGCGGCCUGGUCUUCGGCAUCGGCAACACAGCUGGCACGUUGGGAGGGUUUGUAAGCGUUGCACUUUGCGGAUGGCUGCAGGAGAUUACACACUCAUGGCCAACGGUCUUGACAGUCAUCGCAGCCCAUUAUGCUGUGGGGGCGUUGGCUUGGGUUGCCUGGGUGGGGGAUGAGGAAGUUGUGCAGGACACAGUGGUAGAGGGGAGGAGAUGA
Messenger RNA from Guillardia theta CCMP2712, 1305 nucleotides. RefSeq lists its product as hypothetical. The record is from RefSeq and is a predicted model, not a curated record. The coding region runs from base 1 to 1305 and encodes 434 amino acids. Gene Ontology annotation, molecular function: transmembrane transporter activity. Gene Ontology annotation, biological process: transmembrane transport. The transcript is spliced from 9 exons. NCBI's taxonomy places the organism in Eukaryota, Cryptophyceae, Pyrenomonadales, Geminigeraceae.